AUGUCAGGGGCACGUUGGCAAGUGAACACAGAGGGUCAGCGGGUCGUUGAGGGUCAGCGGGUGACUCUGACCUGUCACUCACAUGGAGCUCCGACACCAAUGCUGCUGCUGACCAGGGACGGCCUGGAGCUGGAGGCGGAGCUUAGUAAGUCUGACUCCUCCUCCUCACUCUCCUUCAGCCUGUCCCCGGCCCUGCUGGACCACGCCGGCCUGUACCAGUGUGAAGCCUCCAACCAGUAUGGCUCCCAACGGGUCGCCGCCUACAUCACAGUCUCAGCUCCUCCGAGGAACACCACGGUCCAUGUGCUGCCGUCUACGGUGGUCCACAAGGGACAAAACGUCUCAAUCUCCUGCCAAACCAUCAGCUUCCCGCCGGCUGUCAUGUUUUUGAAGAAACUAGCCAACGGCAUGGAGCACCGCUCUGCAGACGGCACCUUUCUAUUGGUCAGCGUCUCCACCGCAGACUCAGGCUUGUACCAGAUCAAUGUGACCAAUGAGCUUGGAUACCAGGUCCAAGUCUUCAGCAUCAGUGUCAGAGAGAGAAGCGCUCGUCCUCCGUCUGACCUCAGCGUCCUCCUCCCGACGGUCUGCGUGGCUGUUGGCCUGGCAGCCAGCGCUCUGCUGCUCGACUUCCUGCGCCGGUCCAGGAAGAAAGGUUUCUAUCAGCUGGCCCGUUUGGCUCCAACCCCAGCCUGAACCCAUCACCUACCGCAGAGCCAAAACAACACCAGAAUGGCCGAACGAUUCCCGCUGAUGCCAAUUAUUUAAAACAACGUGCAACCA
Messenger RNA from Thalassophryne amazonica, 783 nucleotides. RefSeq names its product vascular cell adhesion protein 1-like. Bases 1 to 696 code for a protein of 231 amino acids. The record is from RefSeq and is a predicted model, not a curated record. The transcript has 4 exons. NCBI's taxonomy places the organism in Eukaryota, Metazoa, Chordata, Actinopteri, Batrachoidiformes, Batrachoididae.